Adineta steineri is the source of this 1275-nucleotide messenger RNA. The record is from the annotation of a GenBank genome assembly. Lineage: Eukaryota; Metazoa; Rotifera; Eurotatoria; Adinetida; Adinetidae.
AUGAGCACGAAUGAACGCGUUCGAGCAUUACUCAAAAAAACAAAGCAUUCCUUUUUAAAUUUCGAUAUUUUUCCAUCUGCUGAACCAACUAUCGACGAACAUCAACUUCGAAAUCAACGCAUUUCAACAAGAUUAUUCAUCAUUUUAUUAACUAUAUCAUUAUCUAUUCUCGUCUUAUAUACGUCACUGGUACAUAUUACAGGAACAGUUAAUGUCAAAACACCUUCUAUUCAAGAAUAUGAGCAACUCUAUAACUCAUAUAAUCAAACAUUAACAUGUGAAUGUACACAAAUAUCAAUCAACUAUGAAAAGUUUAUUCAAAUCCAAUAUACAUUACAUCAAGUAUGUUAUAGUGACUUUGUUACACAAAAAUGGAUUAAUUAUCUUGCCACCAGUAAUGUAACCUAUGGCAAAUAUACAGAUGAUUUUCGAUCGUCAGGUACAUAUGUAUUUCAAACUAUAAGCGCAUUUUGUACACUAGUGAAUCAAACAAUAUUGAAUCGUUUAACUGAGUUCAAUUCAAGUCAAUAUGUAAGUGCGUCUGUGACACCCUCGAGUAUAUUUCAACUGCAAACUAAUGCAUUUAUAUCUCAAUUCAAAUCAUCAACAAGAAUUGAUUUUUUGUUAUCACUUUCCAUGAUACGAAACAUAACACAAAGUAACGCCUUAUUCAGUGGUAGACUAACUAAUUACGCACCUUAUAUAACGGCCGGUGUUAUAACUCGAUAUCCAGCGGUAUACGGUAAUUGUACGUGUUCUUAUUCAGCUACAUGCAUUAGUCAAUCUCCAAUUUACAAUUUAUUGAAUGGCAAACGAUUAUUCUAUGUUCCUGGUCUUUAUACUGGAUGUUAUGUAAUCGAAUCAUUACUUCAGUCUGGUCUUCAGUGUUUCUAUAAUCAAACAUGCAUCAAUAAACUGCAAUCAUAUUUUCAAGUAUCUUCACUUAUGAAUGUGACAGCUCUGAAUGCGUCAUUGUCCGUCCAGUUUUUGGCAAAUUCAACAAUUGCAGAUGUUCUUGAACAAUUGAUGGUUGAAGAAUGGAAUAAUUCCAGUAUGUAUGAAAACUAUUAUAGUGAAUGUCAACCGUCAGCCUGUAGUUAUACUGUUACGUCGAAGAAUAGCGUAAUAUAUAUUGUUACAACUCUGAUUGGAUUAAUUGGCGGUUUGAUUACAGUAUUGAAACUGAUGGUGCCAUAUUUAGUUGAGUUCAUUAUGUUUUGUAUUAAAAAGUGCAAAGGUAGACGUACUACAAUAACACCACUGAUCCAAACAUAA